GCUGAUCAGUCAUCUAUAGCUUUUACAAUUUUCUUCUCCUCCUCCUUUUUUAGGGUUUUAGAGAGUGAAGGAGAAGAAUGGGAGCCAGGAGUUUGGUGGUUCUUCUCUUCCUGAUGUUCAUCCUCUCUUUUUCUUCUGCCUAUCAGGGCAAGAAGAAGCAAUACAAACCAUGUAAGCAAAUGGUCUUGUAUUUCCAUGAUGUUAUCUACAAUGGCCAAAAUGCAGCUAAUGCCACUUCUGCAAUUGUGGGUGCACCCCAAUGGGGAAACCUUACCAUCUUGGCAGAUAAGUUCCAUUUUGGCAAUGUGGUGGUUUUUGAUGACCCCAUUACUCUUGAUAACAACUUCCACUCCAAACCAGUUGGUAGAGCACAAGGAAUGUACAUAUAUGACACCAAAAACACCUUCACUUCUUGGCUGGGGUUCACAUUUGUUCUCAACAGCACAGACUUUCAGGGCACCUUGAACUUCAUGGGAGCUGACCCCAUUAUGGUGAAGACCAGGGACAUUACUGUGGUGAGUGGGACAGGAGACUUCUUCAUGCAUAGGGGAAUUGCCACUAUUAUGACUGAUGCAUUUGAAGGUGAAGUAUAUUUCAGGCUUAGGGUUGAUAUUAAGUUGUAUGAGUGCUGGUGAAGAUAGGGAAAAACUAUGAAAGAAUAAGGAGUGUGUGGUUUAUUUCAUUAUGAAUGUAACUGAUGAUCAGCAUAUGCUUAGUGAAUAAAGGUUUUCAACUUCUCAUUUAAUUUCUCA
This is a messenger RNA of Vitis riparia (riverbank grape), 752 nucleotides long. RefSeq names its product disease resistance response protein 206-like. The transcript has a single exon. The record is from RefSeq and is a predicted model, not a curated record. Lineage: Eukaryota; Viridiplantae; Streptophyta; Magnoliopsida; Vitales; Vitaceae. The coding region runs from base 78 to 635 and encodes 185 amino acids.